Schistocerca cancellata (South American locust) is the source of this 4482-nucleotide messenger RNA. Its product is annotated as zinc finger protein 846-like. Gene Ontology annotation, cellular component: chromosome. The coding region runs from base 891 to 1205 and encodes 104 amino acids. Lineage: Eukaryota; Metazoa; Arthropoda; Insecta; Orthoptera; Acrididae. The record is from RefSeq and is a predicted model, not a curated record. Gene Ontology annotation, molecular function: chromatin insulator sequence binding. Gene Ontology annotation, biological process: regulation of transcription by RNA polymerase II. The transcript is spliced from 3 exons.
AAGUGAUAGCACUGUUUAGUGGAUAUGUAUUUCUGUUCUGUAAAAUGUUCAGCAAUUUUGAGGGUUGCAGUAAUGUAGCUCAUAAGCAAAUGACUAGUAAAUAAUUGAUUUGUGUAGGUACGUAUAAGGUUUAUCUGCAUAGACAAAUGAGAUGUGUUAAUUCAUUUGGGUGCCAAUUGAAUGUGCCAAAGAUAUGUUAAUUUGCAUUACACUGGAAUUUGAGAGGGCAGAAGAAAAAUUAAAAAUGAUAUACCCUUAGAUAUUUUACACCACCUUUCUUUUUUUAAUGCUUGUAACAUAGCUCUUCUGCUCCCACCUGCUGUGGUGUAUGGACAUAUUUUUAUUUUCUAUGUGUGUAACAAUUAAAAAGUGGAUAACCAAUGAAAGAAAAGUAUUUUAUUUCUAUGAGCUUCAAACACAUCUGUUUCCCCUCUAUGUGCACCAUGAACCAUUGCAGGAAAUCUUCAGAUGCAUGGGAAUAAUCCUCAAGAACACCACUGCCAUUUCAUCAUUGGCAUUGUCGUACUAUGAGAGAGAAGAUGUACUUGUCAUCAGUAGGAAGAGAACUUUCAAGACUAAUAAGUUCACAUUUAUGUUGCAGAAAGUUAAAAGCAGUACCUAUCGACAUGUCCAGCAUAGUGUUUGUGUAAAAGAAAAAACUUUACCAGUCAACAAGUGCUGCUGAGUAGUGUACUGCCAUCAUACCUUUCUCUGUUGCCAAAAUUAAUUGUAUGUUUAUGCAGUGGUGAACACUCCUUGGAUGGUGACAUGGAGAGAAAGUACAUAAUUAUUGUUUAAAUGUUAUAUAAUUGUAUGUUUUGUAAUCUUUCAUUAUAUUAAUUGUCAAUGUCUUUUUUGCAUUUUAUGAUUGGAAUAUUGUUUUCAUCACAAUGGAGGAGAAGCAGAUAUAUGGUAUGCAUAAACCAAAGAGGAUUAACUGGAGAAUUAAUAUCAAGAAGACUGAAGAGAAUGACUUGGAGCCAGCUCUUGUUCCCAAGAAUAAUUUGAAUGCGAGAACUUUCCUGGAGGAAAGGAGGACAUCUAUGUUCAAUGAAGGAGGGAAUAUAUGUAAAGUUCUGAAUAAAUUGCAAAAGAUAAUGAGACUGUGCCCUGCCUACAACAACACUUUUGUCUUCAGGUGCAAAAGGUAUGUUAGCAUACAGCAACAUGACAUCAGCUUGGCGACUAUUGGCAAGAAGUGGUGAAGAUUUUCAGUGUCUCCGAUGUGGAAAAACAUAUAUGCACAAAGGCACUCUUAGUCGUCAUGUCCAAUAUGAAUGUGGCACAGUUCCACGAUUCACUUGCAGAAUAUGUGGAGCAAGAAACAGACGUCGUUAUGGGCUUACAAAUCAUCUCAUCAUGGUACAUGGUGUGCAGAAGAAACAAGCUGAAUUGAAUAUAACAGAAAAAUAUAUAGAAAAGACUGAAAAAUUUCAGUAGCAAUGUAAUUCUGUAGAUAUUCCUUCUUUCUCACUAUGGCAAGAGUAAUAGUUUUUAUAUAGCCAGCUACUGAAAAUUUUACAGUUGCAGAAAUAGUGAAAUAAUUUGAUUGUAUGGUUUUCAGUAUUUUGGUGAAGGCUUUUGUUUUAAUACUGAUGUCUUACACUUAAUUGUUCUUAAUAAGAUAUAUGACAUACAUGUGUUAUACCUUUACAAGAUAUGAGGAGACACACUUAUAGACUUACGUGGUAGCUUUGGUGGUUAAUUAGGGAAACAAAUUACAACAAAGAUGUCUUUGGUUUCUUUCCCAGCUGUUCACUUUUGAGACCUAGAAAUAGGAAAAAGUGUAGUUUGUCAUCAGCUAAUAAGUAAAUAAAAAUAUUCACAAGAUGAGAGUGCAUACUCACAACUAUGUAUAGAAAAGAUGUACUUAAAGGGAAGAUGUGGAAACAGAAGAAACAGUGGUAUCAAAAAGAACAGAAAUUUGCAUGUUUGCUUUUUUCAUCUCUCAGGAAGUGACGACAAAGGAAAUGAAAAGUGAAACAAUACAGACAAGAUCACAGUUACAACCUACAAAUUAAGAAUGAUAUUUUUAUUAUAUUAGAAAGGAAGUCAUAUAAUGAUACACUGAAUUUUUUUGAGUAACUGAACUCAAGAUUCUGAGUUGAGCUUUCCCUUCUGGUGCAUUUUUGGUGUAUUUACCUUUUCAUCCUUUCCCUCUCCCCUCAUUUCCUGUUCAUGGACAAUACCAAAUCCUUGAAACUAUCACUGGUUUUGGUGCCAAUGUCAGGUGCACUUUGAUGUGUUAGCAGUAAGUACAACUUUUUCAAUAUUAAUCAGUUUGUUUAUUAUGUUUAAUUACUAGUUUUAAGCUGCCUGUGUUAAUCAGUUCAACAAUAAGCUAAUUUUAUCAAAUAAUUACAAUUUUAUAUAACAAAGAAACUGAAAGGAGUCCAAGGGUUCAGUGAGAACUUAUUGCUUAGCCAUAGCAAUUUCUGAUCCACUGUGCUAUUUUGCCCUCCAUUUAUAUUACAACAUCAUUUUCUCUGAUUCCAUAAUCUUAACAUUUAUAUCAAAUAUAGUUACUGUAAUUAUUAAUGUCUGAAAAUCUUUCAAAGCUUAAUAAAUUCUCAUUUUUCUUCCAUGCUAUAACAUUUCUAUUAUUUGCUUUUUGAUGUAACACACUAGUAUUUGAAAACAAUCCUAGAUCUAUUCCUUUACACAGAUUGUUGGCAUAAAACAGAUUGUUGUCAUAUAUCAUUUUGUGAAGAGUGGUUCAAUGAUGCUUUCCUUCUUUGAUGUAUACAACAGUAUAAUUAAGAACUGAUAAUUGUGGUGUAUGUAGGUUAAUGCCUAAGAAUGACUGCCAAUUUCUCUGUCUUAAAUAGAUAGCCUGUUUCAUAUGCAUGAUCUAAAUAUUAACAGAUUCAUUUACAGGUGAAAAUGUGCCUAGCAAAAGUUACCACAAGUAUUAUUACCUGCUAGUCAUAUGAACCCUAACUUAACAUUUUUUGUAAGUGUGUUUUAUGCAUGUAACACACACUCAUCUUAUAUUGUGAUAUAUGCACAUGUAAAGGAAUUUUCAAAAUGAAAUAACAGUCUAAUAAAACUGGAAACAACUUUUAUGGAACAAAUGAUAUUUGUUACAUUACUUUUACUAGAGGUGUGGGACUUUAUGAGAUGUGUUUCUGAAAUAUCUCAACACUGUGAUCCAUAUGCACAUAUGUUUCAUUUUGUUUUGAAUAUGUCCCAUACAGGAAAGUUGGUCAAGUUUUUUGGAGUUAUUUAAUGGCAGUGACAGAUCAUUAAUGUAAAUUGAGGAAAGUGAUAGUGAAGUAUUUUUGGCACUAGGUACUAUGAUUUAAAAUCAGAAGCCUGUGAAAGUUCACAAAAAAUACUCAAACUAGCUUUGACUGUCAGUCCACAUAGAAUUUUGUACGAGGGAGUGAGUAUAGUUUCUUUCCUGUUAAGGCAUAACAUACAAUAGCAAAUGUUAAAAGAGAGCCAGCAUGUCAUUUUGUGUAAAAUGGCUGUGAAUUAUGUCACAAACAAUUCUCUCAAAAACUUGUGAAAAAAUUGGCAUGGAAAAGAUAAGUCAACAGUGAGAUGUUACUUGUUUGUCUUGUAGAACAUAACAAUAUUUACUUGAAUUUACAAAUUAUUUUAAUAUCUUUCCUAAUGUUACAUAAAACUAUGAAGAAUUUAAAAUUUUUGGUCUAUAAUGAUUUUUAUAAAUUUAAUUUUUCUAUAAAUUUAUCUGCACUUGUGUGUAUGAAAUUGAAUGUAUUGGCUCGUUGCUGUUAUGAUCAGUUCUAUAGAUUCUAUACAAGUGUGAUUUUUUAAGCCCUAUUCUCUCAGAUAUUCUUUGGAUACUUCUUUUAUAUUGCUCCAGUAUUGUUUAACACCAAAAGAACUGAUACAUUUAGAAUUAUUCUCAUGUUGUAUCUCAUUCAUUGAUGUUUCUUAAGAUUUUCAGUUUACUGUUUGUUUUAUUAAUUCUGUGUGCAGAUUACAUUUUUUUGGGUGUUCUGCAAUACAGAGCUAGAAAUUUCAGUUCCUGUUGGGGGAAGAAAUUUGCCUCACUACUAUUUGCCAAAAGGAGUAGUACAGAUGAUGAGAUACUGACAUAUAGUUCCUACUCACUAGACUAUGAGUCAAUGUCCUCCAUUCAGUCUCGAACUUCUCCACAACUGCUUAUGGAUUGAGGACAUAUGAGAUGGUUGACACUGAUCUGUUUUUCACAUAGAGUCAUUAAGCUUAACAUCCCCAUGGUGUCACUGUAAAGAAGUAAGCUAUAUGCCAGCAUCAGGUAUCAUACUUUCAUUUCUCUCUCAUCUCCACUCUAUUUCUGUUUAUUGCAAUUACUUACAAUGAACAGUUACACACAAGGUACAAUACUAUCACUUUGCAAACGUUAGGUGGCAAUACCCACGAGGGAUGAAAACUGUAAUUGUGUGGCCAAAUUAAAUGUUAGCAUUAGUUAGCCAGGGGGUCAUAUAUCUGUUGUGUAAUGUCUAAUUGUAAAUGUAUGUAACUUUUUAA